AUGACGACUCCUGCAUCAUCUUCACCUUCCGCGUCCGCGUCCGCGUCCGCUUCGUCACCACCUAUCGAUGCCCCACUUCCUGAAGAAAACUCUUCCACAACACCGCAGGAAUCCUCUUCUAGUGACCGAUCCCGCAAGCUCAUCAUCUACGCGUCCAUCUUUGCGUCACUCGUGGCAUGUGGCUGGUAUCUCAAUAAAGGAAUCAGCGCAUCCAUCAACUACCACAAGAUCCGCCAAGAAUUUGGUAGUUGGGAUCAAUCCUGGGCUUUGGUGACGGGACGCAACAAGACGUAUCCUGGCAUUAAAUCCGUGGGCCCGUUCCUACCAUUCUUUACGGAUGACCCAUUCUACUGUGCCCUAAUGACCUAUGAGACUGGGAACGGAGAAAAAGUGACGGCGACAAGCUUGACGAAUUGUGGAGACUUGCCUACCGAGGUUGUGAUUGGAGAAGAGUUUGAAAUCCUUUACAAUCCUGGAAACACGCGAGAAUUUUUGGAAAAGGAAAUUAUAGACGAUUCCUUGAGCGCCUUGAUCGGUGCAACUGCCAUUGUAUUCGUUUUUGCACUAGGCUUUUUGGGUUGCGCUGUCUUUCUUUGGAGAAAGAGAGAUGUGGCAAUUGGGUUGGAGCGGAAUGCCCAUCGUCGUCGCCCUGGAGUUCCCAGGCGAGGCCGAGACGACGAAGAGGUCGGCAUCGAGUUGACAUCCGAAGAGAUGGAACGGCGUAAACGGGAUCGAGAGGAAAAGAUCAUGAAGUAUUUUCGAUUUGAAACGGUGUCCGAAAAUGGAGCGGAUGCGUCAUUUGCACCAUCACUGACGAAAUCAGCAUCUGAGGAUGGCUCUCAUACUACAGAACCUAGCACUAGUACUGAAGAGACCUCGCAACUACCGUACGGCAGCCACGGCGAUGAGUGUUGCAUCUGUAUGGAAAAGUACUGUCAAGGUGAACACAUUUGCACUCCAAUGACGACCGAUGAUUGCAAGCAUGUCUUUCACAAGGCAUGUCUCUUGGAAUGGUUACAACGUCAUGAUCACUGCCCAUUAUGCCGUGUUAAUCUGGUGCAGGAUAAGUGA
This is a messenger RNA of Cylindrotheca closterium, 1071 nucleotides long. NCBI's taxonomy places the organism in Eukaryota, Bacillariophyta, Bacillariophyceae, Bacillariales, Bacillariaceae. The record is from the annotation of a GenBank genome assembly.